AAAAAGGAAAAAGAAAAGUUUAAGCUGCUGUCUGUGUAAUGCCAGGCCUGAUACGAAGUAGGGAGUGCAGGCCGAAAUUGAAAAACGGAAGGAGAGAAAUGCUGAUUGCCUGUCUUGUUGUAUUGCAGAGCUGUGUGUUAACGUUAAUGGUGGUUUGAGAUGGGCCGCGACUCACUACCCAGAACUCCUUCCCUUCUUCUCUUGCAGGAUUUUCGGCCUUCGAUCCGAUUGGUGGUUUUUUCGUUCUAGUAUCUCUCUGUACGCUUUUUCUGUUGAUGAUGGCAGACACAAACUCAUUUGAUGUGAUUUUGGACUUCCUGCGGAGAAAUCGCUUCACAAGAGCAGAGGCAGCUUUGUGGAGUGAGCUUAGUAAUCGACCAGAUUUAAAUGGAUCCAUGAAAAAUCUAAACAUUGAAGACAAGGACUCUGGUAAGGUGUUGGAAGGAGAAAAUGGGGGCAAAUUAAACAGUGAAAAUCAAGGGUCAGCUUCUCAAAACAGUGAUGAAGUUUCUAAGGAGCUGAUUGUGAAAGAGAUAGAGUGUGGGACUGGUAGAAAUGGGUCAGAAAGCAAUUGGAGAAAUGUUGCUUCUAUUGGGGAUCGGAGUAAGCCUGAUGAGGCAAUUGGAAAAAGUGUCAAGAGCUUCACUUUCUCUAAGAAUUCAGAAGAUGCUGUACUUGAUUUGUAUUCAUGGAACUUCAAUCCUAGCAAUGGUCCCUCUGUUCCUUAUCAAAAUGAUGGUGUGAAUAAUUCGAAGAACCUUUUGGAGCUUAAGAUUUCUGAGCAGCCAAGAAUGCGUACAACUGAAGGCACUGAUUCGGCUAAAGUUGAUUUGAUGAGUGGAGAAGAGAUUGUCUUUUCUGGUGAAAAGAGAACUUCAUAUAUCAGAAGUACUAGUAAGGCCAAUGUGGAAUCUAAGUUCGAAAAAAGAAGUGAUCCAAUUGAAGUUGAUCGGCCACUUAUGAUCAGCAGUGCAUAUUCUAAAGAGAAUGUUGUGGACAACCCAUGGUCCAGAGGUGACGAUAACAUGAAUUCAAGUUCAGAUCUAUGGAAGGAUUGUUCUGUCAAGACCGUCUUCCCAUUUUCCAAGGGGGAAGUAUCAACAAGUUAUAGUACCACGAGUUCUGAGAAAAAAGAAGGAAAAAAGAAGGCAGUUAACAUUGAUGCUAGGGCUGCAAUUAAAGAGCAGGUGGAUGAGGUAGGUAGAGCUUUAUAUUUUGGGAAGUCUCUAGGCAGUUCUGACCAAAAUCAUGUAAGUAGUUCAGGUUUUCCUCUUGGUUCUGAUAAUGCAAAGGAAGAUUUUCCCAGGCUCCCACCAGUUAGGCUCAAGUCAGAGGAUAAGCCAUUGAAUGUUAAUUGGGAGGAAAAGUUUGAGCGUGAUGUACAUGGCGAAAAGCUAACUAGUGCCGAUAGUACCUUUCUUAUUGGAUCAUAUCUGGAUGUUCCUAUUGGACAAGAAAUCAGCUCCUCGGGAAUGAAAAGAGCUGUUGGAGGCAGCUGGUUAUCUGUUAGUCAGGGAAUCACAGAAGAUACAUCUGACCUGGUUUCUGGCUUUGCAACUGUUGGUGAUGGAUUGAGUGAAUCGGUUGACUACCCUAAUGAGUAUUGGGAUUCUGACGAGUAUGACGACGACGAUGAUGUUGGAUACAUGAGACAACCUAUUGAGGAUGAGGCCUGGUUUCUGGCUCAUGAAAUUGAUUAUCCAAGUGACAAUGAAAAAGGAACAGGUCAUGGGAGUGUUCCUGACCCGCAGGAAAGAGGUCCUGCCAAAGAUGAUGAGGAUGAUCAAUCGUUUGCGGAGGAAGAUUCUUAUUUUUCUGGUGAACAGUAUUUUCAAACGAAAAAUGUGGAACCUUUUUCAGCAUCAGAUGAUCCUAUAGGGUUGUCAGUGACUGAAAUGUAUGGCAGGAGCAAUGAGAAUGAUUUAAUGGCUCAAUAUGAUGGACAAUUGAUGGAUGAAGAAGAGCUAAAUUUGAUGCGUUCAGAACCUGUUUGGCAGGGAUUUGUCACCCAGACAAACGAAAUCAUCAUGUUAGGGGAUGGUAAAGUUUUGAAUGAGUCUGGGAGGGCACAGCUGGAUGAUAUACGCAUCGAGGAGGAUCAGCAUGGUUCAGUUAGAUCUAUCGGGGUGGGGAUUAACAGUGAUGCUGCUGAAAUUGGUAGUGAAGUGCGUGAAAGUUUGGUAGGAGGCAGUAGUGAAGGAGACGUAGAGUACUUUUGUGAUCAAGAUGUCGGAACUGGCGCCUCUAGGCACUCUCCUUAUGACUCAAACAAGAAGUAUGUUGAUAAAUCUAACAAGGAUGAACAGAGAAUUAGUAAACAUGAUUCCCAUAAAUUCGUGGUAGAAAAUGAAAAAAGUGUGUCUACCCAGGUGAAAAAUCGGUCGGAUGGGGUAUUUUCAUUUCCACCUCCUCUCAAGGAUGGGGGAGCACUACAAGCAGUCUCUAGUAAAUCUUUAUGGUCAAAGAACUCUAAUGCUGUUAUAAAUGAUGAAAUUGACAGCGGCUUGAAUGCUUUGAUGGGGAAGGAUAGCAUGCCUGCUUCAUGGCAGCAGAAGAGCAGUGAUUCUUCAACUGUCAAAAGUUCUAGGGAUGACAAUAAUCUGAAUGCUGUUAGAUCAGCAAACUCCAGUCCGUCCUCCCUUUCAAAUUAUCGUUACACUGAACGUGAGCAUGCGAAGAAAGAGGAGGAUGAGAAAACUGAUCUUGCUAGGGAAGAAGAUCCUGAGGCAAUAUUUGGGGAUGAGGAGGCAGCUGCUGUCCAAGAGCAAGUAAAGCAAAUCAAGGCUCAGGAGGAGGAAUUUGAAACGUUCAACCUCAAAAUUGUUCAUAGAAAAAACAGAACUGGCUUUGAGGAGGACAAGACCUUCCAUGUUGUUCUAAACUCUGUAAUAGCCGGGCGCUAUCAUGUCACUGAAUACCUUGGAUCAGCUGCAUUCAGCAAAGCAAUACAAGCACAUGACCUGCAUACUGGAAUGGAUGUUUGUGUGAAAAUAAUAAAGAAUAACAAGGACUUCUUUGAUCAAAGCCUUGAUGAAAUAAAGCUUCUCAAGUAUGUCAACAAGCAUGAUCCUUAUGACAAGUACCACAUUCUGCGGUUAUAUGACUACUUUUAUUACCGAGAACAUUUGUUAAUAGUAUGUGAGCUUCUCAAGGCAAACCUAUAUGAAUUUCAUAAGUUUAAUCGAGAAUCCGGAGGGGAGGUUUACUUCACAAUGCCAAGAUUGCAGUCGAUCACCAUUCAGUGUUUGGAGGCUUUACAGUUUUUGCAUGGGCUUGGCCUUAUACAUUGUGAUUUGAAGCCUGAGAAUAUUUUAGUGAAAAGUUACAGUAGAUGUGAGGUAAAGGUCAUUGAUCUUGGGAGUAGCUGUUUUGAGACAGAUCAUCUAUGUCCAUAUGUCCAAUCCAGGUCCUACCGUGCUCCAGAGGUUAUCUUGGGACUACCAUAUGACAAGAAGAUAGACAUUUGGUCACUUGGCUGCAUAUUAUCAGAACUUUGUACAGGAAAUGUCCUCUUCCAAAAUGAUUCACCUGCAACGCUGCUUGCUCGAGUGAUUGGAAUCAUUGGCCCCAUUGAUCAAAGCAUGCUGGCCAAAGGGCGAGAUACAUACAAAUAUUUUACAAAAAAUCACAUGCUUUAUGAACGGAACCAGGAGACCAAUAGACUGGAAUACUUAAUACCCAAAAAGACUUCAUUGAGGCAUCGACUGCCGAUGGGGGACCAGGAGUUUAUUGACUUUGUUAGUCACAUACUUGAAAUCAACCCAAAGAAGCGCCCAUCUGCAUCUGAGGCUCUGAAGCACCCCUGGUUAUCAUACCCUUACGAGCCGAUAUCAUCUUAAAUUAGCUGAAGCUUCUCUUACUGGAGGCAGCAAGCUGCAGUGCCCUUGUGUUUGGCCGUCAGUGGUGUUUGGGAGGGAAGGAACCACAUCUGAUUUCCAAUUGAAUUUGGCUCUCUCUUUGAAGCAAUAAUUAUAAAAGUUAUUGUGUCCCUUCUACCAACCUGCACGGUGCAGUGCGUUCAGAAUUUGGUUUUGCAGGUCGUGUCUGUAUUUUCCUCCCCUUACCGCCUUGUAUUCGCUUUGCGUAAUUGGGAAUGUAAUCUUUCCCUGACACAUUGUGCUUUCAAAGGUUUUUUCAAUCGCCUGUUUUGUGAUCUGCUGGAGGGGGUAUCUUAAAAAUCUUGUUGUAUAUGAGGUGUGAUAAUUGUUUUAGGUUAUGUGCUAGAGAAAAGCUGCAUAUCCAAUUUUUUUGAUUGGCUUGCAACAAAUUGUUCCACUGUAUUAACUUCAAAGCAAGCCUUAAUCUGAGCUGUACUCUUUUAUGUAAUGCAAGCACUCUUUUUCAUAUCUUGUGUACAGAAAUGGGUUUAGAGUUGAAUUUGUAAUUUUGUUA
Messenger RNA from Tripterygium wilfordii, 4392 nucleotides. RefSeq lists its product as uncharacterized. Gene Ontology annotation, cellular component: cytoplasm. Gene Ontology annotation, biological process: peptidyl-serine phosphorylation; peptidyl-threonine phosphorylation. Gene Ontology annotation, molecular function: ATP binding; protein tyrosine kinase activity; protein serine/threonine kinase activity. NCBI's taxonomy places the organism in Eukaryota, Viridiplantae, Streptophyta, Magnoliopsida, Celastrales, Celastraceae. The record is from RefSeq and is a predicted model, not a curated record. Bases 276 to 3839 code for a protein of 1187 amino acids. The transcript is spliced from 8 exons.